AUGGAUUUCUGGACGCGCCUCAUAGCAAACACGCCGCUCUCGGCACGGUCGACUGCCAAAGAUGCUGCGCGGGAUCCCGUCAGGCGCCGCCAGCGCUUCGAGAAGGAGUACAGCAGCCUCCUGCACACCUGGCGAGUGUCCUCAAACCUCACAAAGGAUGUCGACGCUGCCGAGACGAUCGAGAUGCGCCUGCAGGAGCUCACCAACAUCCUCACCGACGAGUCGCGGCGGCCCCUUCCCCACCCAUGCAUUUCGUUCUGCGCUACGAAGAAGAUCUAUGUUCCGAUUGCCAAGAUUGCGACCUCCUCAUACAACGAAUGGAUCAUCAAGGAAGCCGUGCUCUUCUUUGCCACACUCAUCGAGAGUGAGGAGGAGGCAUUUGUGGAAAACGAUGAAUUUGCCGCCAGCUUGACCAAUCUGCUGGUUCGCAUUACGGGUCAGAACAGCAUCCGGCUGGGCUCUGACACCGAGAUUAGGGUCGUCGAGCUUGCGUUCAACAUCACUACAAAGAUUCGUCUCGAGCCUGAGAUCUUGCCAACCUGGUUCAAAGCAGCCAGCGUGCCUACUCAAGCUGGCCCUGAGAAAUUCAAAGAUGAUCGGGAGCGCUUCGAGGGCAGGUCACAGAAGCAGGACUUUCCGCUCUUCUACCUGCUCAUGGACUACAUCCACCACGAAGGCAAGAUUGGAGACUUUGCCCGGACCGGCCUGCUAUACGUCAUUGAGGCAGCAUCGAGCUCGGUAUCCUUGGAACAAUGGAUCGUGGAGAGUGACCUGUCGACUUUGAUGGCGACAGGUCUCGGAGCUCUCUACAGUCAGCUCAGCCGCAAGCUUGUAAUUGACCACCCAACUCAGGACCUCCCACCUAUCCUCGCCCUGUCAGACUACCAACACCCAGAGACCACGCACGAAAUCGUCAGCUCCUGUAACCCAGAUUUCCAACUACACUUGGAGACCUUUCUUUCUCAUCUACUUUUCUGGCAAGAUGUUCUCAACCACUGCCGGUCCCUUGAGAUAAAGUCAACCCUUCUAGAGCAUUUCCAGAUCAUCUUUCUUCAACAACUCCUAUAUCCUUCGCUCUUGGAAUCUUCAGACGUGGACGGGGGUUCGUCAGUAGCUGUACUGACUUACCUUCGUCGUAUCCUUGAAUCGCUUGAUCAUCCCGACAUGAUCAAUCUCAUUCUACACUACCUCUUGGCGCUGCCUGACAGGGACAGUUCGAGGACACUGAGCACCGAACCAUCAGUCAGCGCAGCGCGCAAGCGCAAAUCCAUGGACUUGGCGAGCAUGAUGGCCUCGAAGGUUGAGUCCACAUACGAGCCGUUACUCUUCAAUCUGGUCGACCUCAUCCAAUCUUGUCUCAAGUCUAAAAACCAGCAGACCGUCUCGGUGACUUUGCAGCUGCUUGCAGCGAUACUUAAGCGGCAUCAUCGCUACGCCAUUGUCACGCUGCUACACACCGAGGCUGUCAACCCCCAAACAUCACAGCGGACGGUCGGCGCCCACCAGCAAGAGGUCGAGUUCAUCACAGCCCUGGCAACGUCGCUGGGCGGGCAUCAAGACGUGCUGGAUGAACUGUACGAGUCGAUCUUGAAGGAUAGCAUGACGCGUGUCGAGAGCCAUCCGUGCUCGUUGAAGUUGAUAGCCCCACAACUGGCCGCCACGAACCAUAAACUCCCAGCUGUCCCAGAAAGUGUGCCUGGCGCACCGAGAGAAGUGCCUCCGCACACCCUCCGCCGGGAGGACCCCAUCCUCAAUUCGAUGAUGGACAUAUUUGAGACAUUCUUCAUCAACUCCGUUGAGACCAACUUGUCCGUCACCGAAGCCUUACUGGACCUUGCAGUCUGCGGGCACAUUGGCAUUGAAGGGUGGUUGUUGCGCCAUCCGGCAAAGUAUAUAUUCGAUGGAGCGAUCGACGAGGAUGAGACCGUACCCGAACAAUCGUCGAAUGGCGACAAUGACGCAGAGGAGGACGAGGUGCCUGAAAGUAUAAGCGAGCUCGACACGUUGAAGGCUAUUGCCAAAUGCCGCCGAUACCCAAAGUGGCAGGCCUCGAGCCUGCCUCGAACCCUCCGUACGCUCGAGUCACUGGCCGAUCAGGUCGAACUGUAUAGGCAGUCUAUCCCUCGCUUUGAUGAUCUCCUCCAACAGAGACGAGACGCCUUCCAGACAGCGGAUGCCGCGCUUGCGCCAGAUCCUCCACCAGUGCCGUCUAAAUCGGUCACGCCUGGCCAGGACCAAACCCCGGUGGAUGGUUCUCGUGCAGCGUCUCCAGCCCGGCCUAGUGCGCUUGAGGGCUUUGCUCAGAGAAUAUUUUCCGAGUUGAGCACGCCCACCAAGAGUCGAUCGGCCAGUCCACGUGGGAGGGGAGACGGCACGCUGGCAAGUAACCUCUUUGGCACACCCAACAAGCCUCUGCCAAGCACACCUAGAGAUAAUCGGCCUGAGCACGAAACACCUACUAAGGGCGGCAGGCUGAGGUCGCUUUCGCCUGCUGUACAUAACGAUGGUAACAGCUUGGAUGCAGCCGCGAAAUCCAUUCCGGCAAGCCAAUUGGCAGCGUUUGCAGCCAUUGAUCAGGAAAUUCUUGGUCGCAAAGUCGGCCUCCCAUCCAAGAGAUUGGAAGCGAUACCCCUACGCUUCAACACGAAGAACGCUACAGAGGACUCGUCAAAAGUGGACGCCACGGGAGAUGAUGCACAGAACUCUGAUCCUGCCACGGCUGAGACGGUCCAGGCUCCAGUAACGAAUACUGAGGAGUCUGAUCAGCCAUCACAGCCUACAAAGCAAAGUGGAGAUGGAGAAGAUGAGAUAGGCAUUGCCCAACCAUCAGGAGCGAGCACGCCUGCCGGUGAGAAGGAGGUUACAGUGUCGCACGUCAUCACCAACGUCAUCGUGCUGCAGUCGUUCUUGUUUGAGCUCGCUGGUCUGGUUCAGGUCCGAGGCAGCCUAUUCAACGAGAUCAAAUUUGCUUAG
Molecule: messenger RNA, 2973 nt
Organism: Microdochium trichocladiopsis
Lineage: Eukaryota; Fungi; Ascomycota; Sordariomycetes; Xylariales; Microdochiaceae
Product: Retinoic acid induced 16-like protein-domain-containing protein
Exons: 3
Coding region: 1-2973 (990 amino acids)
Source: RefSeq, a predicted model, not a curated record